Messenger RNA from Vigna umbellata (rice bean), 896 nucleotides. Lineage: Eukaryota; Viridiplantae; Streptophyta; Magnoliopsida; Fabales; Fabaceae. The record is from RefSeq and is a predicted model, not a curated record.
UAAUAAUAAUUAUGGAAAAAUAUAAUCUCAGACAAACUUAAUGCUACAUUAACAAACUUUUUUAGUAAGUGUUUGAUUCAGGUAUCAAUACCGUAUAUAUAAGGAUGGAGGGAGUAUCGUUCUAUAUUUGGACUCCCUUAAAUUCCUGGUGCAUUGAUCAGUGUCAACAUUCCUGCCAUUCCUCUUUAAUUUUUGUCCAUCUCUUGGAUUUUAUACCAAACACACCAUGUCAAUUUGGAGUGGCAUGAAUCUAAAUCAGUAACUACUAUGAAAUGCUUAAAUACAAUACUAAUUUUAUGUUACAUUCUUGGUAUGUGAUAUCUUUCUCAUUACGUUUUUUCUCAUUUUCUUACUCUAUAUUAACAUUGAAUUAUUCUCAUGGGAGUUUCUAGUACUGAAAUCCAAUAUUCAUUAUGACAGCAUACUGGAAUGUUGAGAAGGGCGAGGUCGUUUUAAAUGAUUCUGUUGAUAUAUCAAUUGCAGUUGCCACGGAUAAGGGCUUGAUGACUCCAAUAAUAAAAAACGCUGAUCAGAAGACUAUCUCUGCUAUCUCCUCAGAGGUCAAGGAACUAGCUGCAAAGGCACGUGAUGGCAAGUUGAAGCCACAGGAAUUCCAAGGGGGGACGUUUAGCAUUUCAAACUUAGGAAUGUUUCCGGUGGAUAAAUUUUGUGCAAUUAUAAAUCCCCCUCAGGCCUGCAUUCUUGCUGUUGGGAGAGGCAACAAAGUUGUGGAACCAGUACUUGGAGAUGAUGGAGUUGAGAAGCCAUCGGUUGCCACUAAGUUGAACUUAACGUUGUCUGCUGAUCAUCGUGUUUUUGAUGGCAAGGUUGGAGGUACGUGUUACUGGAACACUUAAUUACCUGAUGGAAACUAGGAAGAGAUUUGAUUACUGUUA